Molecule: messenger RNA, 4243 nt
Organism: Chelmon rostratus (copperband butterflyfish)
Lineage: Eukaryota; Metazoa; Chordata; Actinopteri; Chaetodontiformes; Chaetodontidae
Gene: itga3b
Product: integrin, alpha 3b
Exons: 26
Coding region: 151-3318 (1055 amino acids)
Biological process (GO): cell-cell adhesion; cell-matrix adhesion; cell adhesion mediated by integrin
Cellular component (GO): integrin complex; external side of plasma membrane
Molecular function (GO): integrin binding
Source: RefSeq, a predicted model, not a curated record
GUGCGAGUCGAGGGGAGACAGGCGGCUCUCGGUGCGGAGGGCUCUGUGAAGCGCAGCCUACCUGUUGGAGCUCAAAGCGGGAGACUGAGCCACGCUGAUCGUGGAUCUGCGUGAAGCCCACAGCACUCGCUCGGGACGAACGGCCGCAACAUGUCUCCAAGACUGCUGCUCUGCGCCGUUUUGGCUGUGUACCACGGGGCGCAAACCUGCGGUGGAUUUAAUAUAGAUGAACGUUUCCCUGUGAUCAAAGAGGGGAAAACCAAAGGGAGCUUCUUUGGAUUCUCCGUAGCUCUGCACCAACAGACGGAGGGCUCCAGAAAGUACCUGCUUCUUGCAGGUGCACCCAAAGAAAAAGCCAUAUCUCUACAGAAUGUCAAUGAAACAGGUGCUGUCUACUCCUGUCCCAUCACAACAGACAUCGCUGAUUGCUCCAGAAUGGACCUGGUUAGCACAACAACCCCGACUGAGAUGGUGGAGGGCAUGUGGCUGGGCGUGACCGUGGCCAGUCAGAGAGACCUGGCAGCGGGACGCGUGCUGGCAUGCGGGCACCGCUAUGUGAAGAUCAUCAAAAGCGGCGCAGAGGAGCAGCGGCGGAUGAUAGGAAAAUGCUUCGUCAGGAGUAACGACCUGACCUAUGACCCCAACGAUGACUGGCAGACUUACAACUAUGAGGUCUGCAACCCAAACUUCGACAUGGAGCUCGAGGGCAUGUGCAGCAUGGGCAUCUCAGGCGGCAUGACAGACACCGACGUCUACAUCGGCGCUACAGGCAGCUACGUGUGGCAAGGAAAUGUUCAUGUAACAUGGAGAGAUCCAGAUCCAGCAAACGCCUGGGACUCUAUAGGCAAAGACUUUGGACAGCUGAAAAGACGAUACAGUUAUAUGGGUUAUUCAGUUCUCGAGGACAAAAAGCUGCUGAGCCAUGAUGAUUACACGGUGGUGACAGGGUCUCCCAGGGACGAGUCCAAGGGCUCAGUGAUGUUCGGGACCAAGACCAACAAAAACCUGGAGCCGGCGCUCAUCAUCCCCGGGGAACAAGUGGGCUCGUACUUUGGGAACAGCCUGAUUGUCACUGACCUCAACAAUGACGAUUGGAAUGACCUGAUCGUGGGUGCCCCAUUUUACUUUGACCGCAUGCAGGAUCAGGGAGGAGCAGUGUACAUCUUCAUGAAUGAGAAUGGAUCUUUUCAAAAGACCGCUACCAUGGUGCUGAAGGGUCCAUCAGCCUCUGCGUUUGGCUUCGCACUGGCUGCCAUUGGUGAUGUCAACCAAGAUGGCUUCCAAGACUUUGCAGUGGGAGCUCCAUUCCACGACACAGGGAAGGUCUACAUAUGGAUGGGAAGUAAAAAGGGAAUCUCACAGGAGCCCAGUCAGGUGAUUGAGGGUAAGUCCGUGGGAAAUGGAGGAUUCAGGACCUUCGGCUACUCCAUCAAUGGAGGGAUGGACAUGGAUGACAACAGUUACCCAGACAUCUUAGUCGGCUCUCUGGAUGACCGCAUGGCUCUGCUCAGGGCUCGACCAGUCAUCCACUUAACUCAGGACUUCACUGUCGAACCAAAGAUUGUGGACCCUAAUCAGUGUCCGGGAAAUACACCAUGCAUCACAGCGACCCUGUGUAUGUCUUUCACUCUAAGCAACGGAAACAAAGACUUCAAGAAAAAUAUCACGGUGAAGUACACAGUGGAGGCCGACAUGGAGAGAAGAAGCCCUCGUGUCCGUUUUCAAGACAAUAAUGGCGACACAUACACCGGCCUCCUGAGCCUGCCGUCUUCCAAAUCCAAGUGUCACACUCUGAAAUUGAUUGUAGUGGCGUCUGUAAGGGACAAACUGGAGCCGGUGGUCUUUUCCCUCAACAUGUCCUUAAAUGAACAAAAGCCUAAAUCCAGACGCUCCGUGCAGAACCUGGACUUCUUCCCAAUUCUCAGCCAGGAGCGGAAACUCUCUCAAAGAACUGAGAUUAACUUCCAGAAGGAGUGUGGCUCAGACAACAAAUGUAGCAGUAACCUGCAGUUGGCAGCUCAGUUUGUUGACGAAAAGGACAAGCCUUACCCCAGGCAGGACAAAUUCCAGGUACUUCAGUUCCACAGCACUAUGAAGAUAAUAAGGCUGAUGGUGGAGGUGACCAACUUUCCUGGUCCGGGGAAGCUGGCUGAAGACGCCCACCAGGCCGAGCUCAACGUCACCAUCCCUGAUGCACUGAAAUACUCAGGCGUCAGGUCUGAGGACCACGAUGUGCAAUGCAGCUUGCACGGCACAGUGAUUUGUGAUCUGGGGAAUCCGCUUAAAGGCAACGAAAAGGUGUUACUUGUCCUCAUUUUUGAGACAUCGGGGAUCAAUCUGUACACACAAGAGAUUGAGUCCCAGCUGCUUCUGUCCACUCUUAGUGAGCAGAGUGACCUGAAUCCUGUGCCUGUGGCCCUGCUGAUUGAAAACACCAUCCUCCCCUCCUUCUCCAUAGCAAACGCGGUGGUGCAAACAAAAUUUGGUGGGACAGUGAUGGGCGAGUCAGCCAUGGUCAACACCAGUGACGUGGGCAGUCUGGUGGAGUUCACCUUCAAUGUGAACAUGAGGGGACAGCCUCUGGGAGACAUGGGGACCCUGGUUGUGGAGUUCGAGUGGCCCUUUGAGGUUGCCAACGGCAAGUGGCUGCUAUACCUGACGAAGAUUGUUGUUUCUGGGCUAUCAGAGACAGAAUGUAACCCUCCUGGAGAAGUUGUCAACCUGCUCAACCUCACUUUGUCAGAGAGCGGACGGACGCGCACCAAGCGGCAGAUCGCGGUGGACGACGAUGACGCGACCAAGCCGCUCAUCACCGAGCCACAGGCAGCCAUCACGCUGCUCACUCCUCGCAAAGAGUCCUACCUGUUGGAAUGCUCCAAGGGAACAGCUCGGUGCGUGACAUUUACCUGCCCGCUGCUCAACAUGACGGAGUCAGCCAAGAUCGUUGUCCGCUCCCGUCUGUGGAACAGCACAAUGCUAGAGGACUAUUCCAAUGCUCUCAGAGUCACAGUCAAAGGUCAAGCGACGCUGAAGCUCAUUACAGAUAAACCAACCAUCAGGAUGGACAGCCAGACCAGAAUGUUCAAAGUGGACAUAGAGCCAGUGGAGAGGGUGGAGGCACCCUAUGAGCUCCCGCUAUGGAUCAUCAUCUCUGCAAUUGUAGCGGGAAUUCUGCUACUGGGAAUUAUCAUCGUCAUUCUGUGGAAGUGUGGCUUCUUCCAGAGGGCCAGCAGGAGGGAGAUGUAUGAGGCCAAGGCCCAGAAGGCUGAGAUGAAGAUCCAGCCCUCUGAGACAGAGAGGCUGACGGAGGACUACUGAGGGCCCUCAUGGGUCCCCCAACAGCACACACCAGUGGGGCUUUUGGCUUGGAUUCUUCAAGCGAGCCAUCUACUACCGGAUAAUGCCAAAGCACCAGGGGGUGAAAAUUCGCAAGGCUGAGCGCUAUCAGUUCAAUCUGGGAUUUCUGCCUGAGGAGCCACAGAAAAAGUACUGGAUCACCAACUGGACAGAGAUGCAGCAUUACUACUACUGAGGCCUUUACAAUGGACCCUGAACCAAUCACUGUCACGCUGGUUUGACACGGGCCAAACAAAGAACACUGGGCUCGGUCGAGCCAAAUGGACUUGUGCAUGGACCAACUGUGGAUAGUGCAUUCAGUUUUUUUGUUUUGUUUUUUUUUACUUCAAUAGAUUUCAACUUUUCCAGUGCAAUAUGCUGAACAUUUUGUUUCAGAGAUUGUAAUUUGUUAAGUAUUUUUGAUGAAUGCAGUGUUGUACAUUGGAACCGGGGUUGCAUUCAAGAGAAAAUUGUAAACUGUUCUGAUUGUGUUGCAGGUUUUUAUGUACUGAACUUGUUUGCCUGUAUGUUUUCAUUUCUUUUUUUUUUUUUCCUCUCUGAAUCCUCUGAGCAAAGUUGCUGGUCAUUCAUCAUGUUAUUUUCCUCCAUGUCUGUUUUCCUCUCUAAUCAGAGGAAUGAGUCUAUUGAUUUUCUCUGUGUAUGUCUGUCCGCAGGCAUCGCUUUGUGGUCAGUGGUUGUAGUCUAUGUAAGGGUUUUAAACCUAAAGCAGUCGUGUUGGAGAUCAGUUUCAAACUGCACUUAAAGUAUGCUGACCAGCAUCCACUCAUGUGAAUGUCCAUGUCAGUGUUUGGCAAGCAGACCAUGGUUGUGACACUGACGUCAUUUGCAAAAAGUUACUAUUUUUCAGGCGCCGUAGAGAAAUGAUGUCCCUGUUUCAGGGAAUAAA